AUGCUACAGCAUAAUCCCAUCAUACAUCCAGACACGAGAAACAAACGGUUCAAGUUUGAGCCGUUCCUAAGGAAAGAAUAUAAUUUUGGAUUAGAUCCUGAUCGUCCAGUUUGUCAGUUUUACAAUCCAUUAAAUCCGUUGAAUUCCUGUCCUAAUGGCAAUGACUGUCCAAAUAAGCAUGUUUCGGCCAUGUACUCGAAUAAGAUUGUGUGUAAGCAUUGGUUGAGAGGACUUUGUAAGAAGAAUGAUCACUGUGAAUUUUUACAUGAAUAUAAUUUAAGAAAGAUGCCAGAAUGUUUAUUCUAUUCAAAGAAUGGAUAUUGUACUCAAACACCCGAGUGUUUGUAUUUGCACGUUGAUCCUCAACUGAAGAUUCCUGAAUGUUUCAAUUACGAAAAGGGAUUUUGUCCAGAUGGUCCAAAGUGCCCAAACAGACAUAUACGAAAGAUUCUCUGUCCGCUUUAUUUGACCGGGUUUUGUCCUAAAGGGUUUGAGUGUGACUUCACUCACCCUAAGUUUGAUAACAUUCCUAUCAAGUUGAGAAUCAAGCCUGAUACUGAAACUUUAAACGAAGAGGUUGUUGAAAAAGAAAACGAAAUGUUAGAGGAACAAGUUGAAAAAAGUAAAGAGAGUUCUGCUGAACUCACAAAAAGUGCUCAAGAUAGUCCGACAAGUGCUGUUGGAAAUGGUUCCAAAGAAGCUUCUGAAUAA
This is a messenger RNA of Hyphopichia burtonii NRRL Y-1933, 711 nucleotides long. RefSeq names its product cleavage polyadenylation factor RNA-binding subunit (gene YTH1). Lineage: Eukaryota; Fungi; Ascomycota; Pichiomycetes; Serinales; Debaryomycetaceae. The coding region runs from base 1 to 711 and encodes 236 amino acids. The record is from RefSeq and is a predicted model, not a curated record. Gene Ontology annotation, molecular function: RNA binding; metal ion binding. The transcript has a single exon.